GGGGGCUAUAGCUCUCUGCCGAACCUUUAUGAUGCCCUUUACAGCAUCUCAAGCCCACCUGCAACUGUGACAACUUAAAAAAAAGUGAUUGGAGACAUUGUUUGCAAUGUUACCGGGCGGAGCGCAUCUUUGCUGAGACGUUUGAUACAUUUAAAACUAGAGGGAUUGUCAGAGAAAAGCUCUUGCCAUGUCUCUACUUUGUGUAAGAGUAAAGAAAGCCAAGCUCCAUGGAUCUCCGGAUAAGUUCAAUUCAUAUGUGACGCUGAAGGUGCAGAAUGUCAAGAGCACCACCAUCACCGUGCGAGGGGACCAGCCAUGCUGGGAGCAGGACUUCAUGUUUGAGAUCAACCGUCUGGACCUGGGGCUCAUCGUGGAGGUGUGGAACAAAGGCCUUAUCUGGGACACCAUGCUGGGGACUGCCUGGAUCCCCCUCAAGAGCAUCCGCCAGUCAGAAGAGGAGGGCUCAGGGGAGUGGACCUUCCUGGAUGCUGAGGUUCUGAUGAAGGCUGAUGAGAUUUACGGCACCAAGAACCCAACGCCCUACCGGGUUCUGCUGGACACGCGCUUUGAGCUGCCCUUCGACAUCCCAGAUGAUGAGGCGCAGUACUGGACCGGCAAGCUGGAUCGCAUCAACACUAUGAGGAUCCAUGAUGAGUACCCUCUGCAGGAUGAGGUCCAAAGACGCCCCAUGCCGCUUGCUGCCUCCCAAUGCUGCAACUAUUUCGGAUGGGCUGACACACUGACCCUGGAUGACCAUGACAGUGCGGUGGACGACCGGGACAGUGACUACCGCAGUGAGACCAGCAACAGCUUGCCCCCGCGCUACCACACCACGACCCAGCCCAACUCCUCCAUGCACCAGUACCCCAUGGGCACCCGGCUCCAGAACCAUCUGGACUCUUGCACCGACUCCAUGCACAGCUUUGACAUGGACUACAGAGACCACCGUGGUAGCAGUCCGGUGGAAAGUAGUCGCUUUGGGUCCUCUGGAAACCUGAGCCAGACCAGCUCCCAGCUUAGUGAGACAGGCCAGGAGAGUGCUGCAGGCUCAGGGCUGGAAGAGUCCUUCCACUCUUACCACAGUACUAGCUUCCGCCCCUCUACCAAUGGCCAGCAACCCACCAACGGACACCUCCCCAGCAAUGGACACUAUGUUUUGGGGCAGGAGGAAUUGCACAGACCCUCCCUGGAUGUGGGGAAGAGCUUAAAUGGCUCUAUGAAGAAAUUGGACCACCCAGUCGAGAAAAGGUCCAAUAAAAUGCUGCAAAGUUUCCACGACGAUGGGCCUCCUUUGCCCUUCUCUCCAUCCAGAAUACGCUGGUUGAAGGCCAUUAACAAAGUGAGGGUACAGCUGCAGGAGGGUCGAGAUGAUGGACCCAACUCCAGACAAGCUUGGAUCAAACCAGGUGGUGGAAGUGGUUUGUUUGGGAUUGACAGCAUGCCAGACCUUCGUAAGAGGAAGCCUAUACCCCUGGUCAGCGACGUGGCUAUGUCACUGGUCCAGGCUAGAAAGGCUGGAAUCACCUCUUCCAUGGCCGCACGGUCCUCCGUCAAAGACGAGGAGCUGAAGAACCACGUGUACAAGAAGACUCUACAGGCUCUGAUCUACCCCAUCUCUUGCACCACGCCCCAUAACUUUGAGGUGUGGACAGCCACCACGCCCACCUACUGCUACGAGUGCGAGGGGCUGCUGUGGGGCAUCGCCCGCCAGGGCAUGAGGUGCUCCGAGUGUGGGGUCAAGUGUCACGAGAAGUGUCAGGAGCUGCUGAAUGCUGACUGCCUGCAACGUGCUGCGGAGAAGAGCUCAAAGCAUGGGGCUGAGGAUCGUACCCAGAACAUCAUCAUGGCCAUGAAGGACCGCAUGAAGAUCAGGGAGAGGAACAAGCCGGAGAUCUUUGACGUGAUCCGGGAUGUCUUUGUCAUCAGCAAGGGGAUCCACGCUCAGCAGAUGAAGACCAUCAAACAAAGUGUACUGGACGGAACCUCCAAGUGGUCGGCCAAGAUCACCAUCACAGUGCUUUGUGCCCAGGGACUGCAGGCCAAAGAUAAGACGGGUUCCAGCGACCCCUAUGUCACGGUCCAGGUGGGCAAGACCAAGAAAAGGACCAAGACCAUCUACGGCAACCUUAAUCCUGUCUGGGAGGAGAAGUUCCACUUCGAGUGUCAUAACUCGUCGGACCGCAUCAAGGUGCGUGUGUGGGACGAGGACGAUGACAUCAAGUCCCGGGUGAAGCAGCGUCUGAAGAGAGAGUCCGAUGACUUCCUGGGUCAAAGCAUCAUCGAGGUCCGCACGCUCAGCGGAGAGAUGGACGUCUGGUACAACCUAGAGAAGAGGACCGACAAGUCAGCCGUGUCCGGUGCUAUCCGUCUCCACAUAAGUGUGGAGAUCAAGGGAGAGGAGAAAGUGGCUCCCUAUCACGUCCAGUACACCUGUCUACAUGAGAACCUCUUCCACCACUCAACGGACGUUCUGGGCCAGGGGGUUGUGAGGAUCCCAGACGCCAAAGGAGACGAUGCCUGGAAGGUGUACUUUGACGAGGUGGCCCAGGAGAUAGUGGACGAGUUUGCCAUGCGCUACGGGAUCGAGUCCAUCUACCAGGCCAUGACGCACUUCGCCUGCCUGUCCUCUAAGUACAUGUGUCCUGGCGUUCCGGCGGUGAUGAGCACCCUGCUGGCCAACAUCAAUGCGUUCUACGCCCACACCACCGCCUCCACCAACGUCUCCGCCUCUGACCGAUUCGCUGCCUCCAACUUCGGGAAAGAGCGCUUUGUCAAGCUCUUGGAUCAACUCCACAACUCCUUACGCAUUGACCUCUCCACAUAUAGGAACAACUUCCCUGCCAGCAGUAAGGAUCGUCUCCAGGACCUGAAGUCCACUGUGGACCUACUGACCAGCAUCACCUUCUUCAGGAUGAAGGUCCAGGAACUGCAGAGUCCCCCCAGAGCCAGUCAGGUGGUGAGGGACUGUGUUAAGGCCUGCCUCAACUCCACCUAUGACUAUAUCUUCAACAACUGCCAGGAGCUGUACAGCCGCCAGUACCAGCUGCUGGACACACACAAAGAGGAUCUUCCCCUGGAGGAGCAGGGCCCCAGCAUCAAGAACCUGGACUUCUGGCCCAAACUGAUCACCCUUAUCGUCUCCAUCAUAGAGGAGGACAAGAACUCCUACACACCUGUCCUCAACCAGUUCCCUCAGGAGCUGAAUGUGGGGAAGGUGUGUGCUGAGGUCAUGUGGACGCUGUUCUCCCAGGACAUGAAGUAUGCCAUGGAGGUAAUGGAUAACGUUGAUCAUUACCAGUGGCUUCAGGCCCCAUCUGAAUUCCACCUUCGUGGGCAGACGUUUUAUGCUGAGCAUGAAAAGCACCGGCUGUGUAAGAGUGCCGACUACAUGAACCUGCACUUCAAGGUCAAGUGGCUGUACAAUGAGUAUGUGAAGGACCUGCCAAACUUCAAAGGGGUUGUACCCGACUACCCAUCGUGGUUCUUACAGUUUGUGCUGCAGUGGCUGGAUGAGAAUGAAAGCGUUUCCAUGGAGUUCAUGCAUGGAGCUCUGGAGAGAGACAAGAAAGAUGGAUUCCAGCAGACAUCUGAGCAUGCUCUCUUCUCCUGCUCGGUGGUGGACGUCUUCACCCAGCUCAACCAGAGCUUUGAGAUCAUCAAGAAACUGGACUGUCCUGACCCAAAGGUCAUGGCCCACUACAGCCGACGAUUCGCCAAGACUAUUGCCAAAGUUCUUCUGCAGUACAGUGCCAUUCUGACCAAGAGCUUCCCCUCCUACUCUGACAAAGAGAAGAUCCCCUGUGUACUGAUGAAUAAUGUGCAGCAGUUGCGUAUCCAGCUGGAGAAGAUGUUUGAGUCCAUGGGUGCCAAACAGGGCAACAUGGGCAAAAUGAUAGAAUGGCAGCAGGAAAGUGUGGAGGAGGUGGAGGAGGUUGAGGAGGAGCAGGUUGAGACUGACAAAGAGAAGAUGGAUGCACCCCCGGAGGAAAAGCCUGAAAAGAAAGACGAGGAGAAGGUGGUGAUUGUUACCGACAAAAAGCUGGACACAGAAGCCAGUGACCUCCUGAACGAGCUUCAGGUCAAGCUGAACAAUGUGCUGGAUGAGCUGAGUACCACGUUUGGAAACAGUUUCCAGGUCCGUAUUGAUGACUGUAUGAGACAGAUGGCCUCUCUGCUGUACCAGAUCAAGGGCCCAGUCAACGCCAACAGCCGCAACAUGGUGGAGGCCGACUCGGACAACAUGCUGCGGCCACUUAUGGACUUCCUGGAUUCAAAGUUAACGCUGUUUGCCACGGCGUGUGAGAAGACUGUUCUAAAGCGGGUUCUGAAAGAGUUGUGGAGGAUUGUGAUGAGCAGCCUGGAGAAGACCAUCGUUCUGCCCCAAGGAAACGACACCUUUGGGGCUCAGAUCCUGUCUGCAGCCAAGGAACUGGGGCAGCUUUCCAAGCUCAAGGAUCACAUGGCAGGAGAGGCCAAAAGCCUGACACCUAAACAGUGUGCUGUCAUGGAUAUAGCACUGGACACAAUCAAACAAUACUUCCAUGCAGGAGGGAACGGUCUGAAGAAGGCAUUCCUGGAGAAGAGUCCUGAGUUGACCUCACUACGCCAUGCUCUGUCCCUCUACACACAGACCACAGACACACUCAUCAAGACCUUUGUCACAACACAACACACACAAGUGCACAAUGGGAAGGGUAUUAGGUUAACUCCCAACGAAAAAAUACAACCCUCCAGGGGCUCAGGAGUGGACAAGCCGGUGGGAGAGAUAUCCAUACAGAUCGACCUAUUCACCCACCCUGGUACUGGGGAGCACAAAGUCACUGUAAAAGUGGUGGGAGCCAAUGAUCUGAAGUGGCAGACCUCUGGGAUGUUCCGGCCCUUUGUGGAGAUCACCAUGAUCGGACCCCACCUCAGUGACAAGAAGCGCAAGUUCCAAUCAAAGUCCAAGAACAACAGCUGGGCGCCCAAGUUUAACGAGACCUUCCACUUUAUCCUGGGUAACGAGGAUGGCUUUGAGUGCUACGAGCUGCAGAUGUGUGUGAAGGACUACUGUUUUGGCCGUGCCGACCGGGUGGUGGGCAUGGCUGUGAUGCAGCUGCGGGACGUAGCAGAGAAGGGCAGUGUGGCGUGCUGGUGCCCCCUUGGCCAGCGGGUCACCAUGGACGAUACAGGCCUCACCGCCAUGCGCAUCCUCUCCCAGCGCUCCAACGACGAGGUGGCCAAGGAGUUUGUCAAGCUCAAGUCUGAGAUACGCUCUGAGGAGGAGGGCAGAUGAGUUCUCCCUGAAGGAGGGGAGGGGUGUGAAGGGCCUCUAGGAAAGUGGAAAGUAAUAGGAGCACCUUGACUACUACUACUUUGGACUAAUAAUGUUUCCUGGCUGCUACUGGCUGUUUGAUGGACACUGGUUCACCAACACACUGUCACUCUCACUGUGUAUUUGUCAUACUCACCUUUUGUAUCCCCCACUCACUAUCUCCUACAUGUGGGUAGUUAGUUUCUCUCCCACUCAAUGGUUAUUAGACACACUCUCACACGAUAAUGUACUUCCUGUGGGUCUGCCAGUCUGGCACUAUGGACAUGCCAUGGGCGCUAUAUGCCAGUCAUUUCCUGCCAGCCUGUAUGUACUUCAGUACAGGGUCUCCCCCUCACCCCACAGUUCUACUCAGUGUUCAUGUGCAAUACCCCCCAACUGUGGCCAUACGUUUGAUGCCUUACACUUUAGAAGCUGUGAAUGUGUGAAGUUCAGACACAAACUGUAACUAUAGUAGAACGCUGUUUGUUUAUCUUCCUCAAUCUCACUUUAGUGUUCUUCAUGAUCCAUGUUAAAAUCUCAUAGAUGCCACUAUUAGGGUCUAAACGCAGGAUGUCAUUGUUGGUGCAUUGGUCAAAGUAGAUUCACCUAUUUCUAUCGUUUUGACUUCUACCACAAGUCAAGUACCCUGCUCCUAAACUCCUAAAUAUAGUGUACAAAUCCACUGGUUUUUCCUGUAGAAAAGUGAAGUCUGUUUUUUUGUGUUGAAAGUAUGGUGUGGUGGUUCUGAAGUGAGUUUUACAUUUGAGUCUCCCCCCUAUUUUUUGACGAGGUACUGUAACGGCAACAGCACUCAAUGUAAAGGGUUUGUAGAUUGUGUGCCUUGCCAGGUAUUGGGCUCCUAUUCAUGACCCAUUAGUCCCAUACAGUGUUAACAAUGCACUUUGAAUGAGAAUUACUGUAAUGUGUUUUAGUCUAAAUUGUCAUAAACGUUCUUAACUCAAGGGCUGCCUUCUAUCCAGAGAGAAACUUCCUUUUUAGGAUAGAGAUUGGUGAGCACUUUUUAAUCUGGACUAUUGCUUAUUGCAUCAAAAACGGCAAUGGUGUAUGUAGGGCCCUGUCUUGAAUUUAGUAAUCACUACUAAAUAACCCUGAAUACAACAUUUUACAAACAUUUGUCUAAUGUUGCCAACCCUCAAUGACAGCCAUUUUAUUUAUAGUUUUUAUGUAUUUAUUCCAUAGGUAGAAUCUGGUCUACUUUUACAAACAGAGGGCUGCUAGAUAGCGUUUGAGUAUUGUUUGCAAAGUGGUUGUUUUGAAUGGCUUUUUACUGCAGUUUUCUUACAGGACCCUACAGAUGCUAACUGGACCUAGAGGGUAUUUUGGGUACCAGAGGAGUUUAAACGGUUUUCAUCUCAGAUGAGGGAAAUGCUAGCCUCGUAUGGUUCGUAACAAGGCUAGGAAAAGGAAGUCCAAGCCCUCGGUUUGCAAAUAUUUUCCAGCUAUGUUUCCUUGUAUCUCUGAGUGGCCUUACAUUGGUGAUAAUAGAAGAUGUCUGUAUACAUGUUUUUAACCCCAUGUUUUCUGUGUAUUUCUUUUGUCUCACAACGAUGCAGAGGAUUGGUCAAUUUGACCAAAAUCAACCAUAUCAGACUGAGGUUGUCAAUGUGAUUUUCCUUAUUGCUGUUACUUUAUUUUUGUUUUUAAUUGUAUUGGAGGAUUUAUAUUUGUUUAGAUGUAGUAAUUUUCUUAGAUAUAGUAUUUAUAUGUUUGUUUAUUAUUUUCCAUUUUGAUCCCUCUUCAGAAAUGUUGGAAUGAUGUUCAGUACUGUAUCAUGAGUUCUAUUUUGAUGUACAGUAUACAGUAAGGGGUGACGCUUGCCCGUCAACUCCCUGAUAGAAAUGAGAGGAGAAAAAAAAUCGAACAUAUCACUCAUAACAAAAAUAUUUUGCUAUUUGUCAAGUAACACUGCCGUUGUCCAUACAAUGAUAGUCAGUUUGAUGUUCACACAAAGAAGAAAACUGCAAAUUACACACUGCUAAAGCUAUAUCUGGGCUUUAUAUGCAGUAUCUACAGUACCAAUGUGAAUACAUACAUAUUUUGGGCUGUUGAUUUAGAGGGAAAUGUCUACUUUUGAAGAGGGCACUGCCACUCUGUAACAUACAUGUUCCUUGUGCCAAGCUGUGCAAGUGUUCACUUUUUAUCGUUUCAUUACGUUUUUUUAAGUGCAUCUUUUUUAAAUCUUGUGAACCCUUGCACUAUAAUUAAAUCACUACAAUAGUUAGUUAGCACGUAUUGUAUGUCCGAGUAACGGGACUUUUGUGAAGUUUUAUUUGUAUUUUGUAACUGUAAAAAAACAUGGUAUUGAUCAUUAAAAUGUGUACAUUCCUAUUUAUUAAUUUUGUAUAAAGUAUUUAAGAAAUAUCUAA
Molecule: messenger RNA, 7680 nt
Organism: Coregonus clupeaformis (lake whitefish)
Lineage: Eukaryota; Metazoa; Chordata; Actinopteri; Salmoniformes; Salmonidae
Product: protein unc-13 homolog B
Exons: 49
Coding region: 188-5275 (1695 amino acids)
Biological process (GO): synaptic vesicle priming; dense core granule priming; synaptic transmission, glutamatergic
Cellular component (GO): plasma membrane; presynaptic membrane; neuromuscular junction
Molecular function (GO): syntaxin-1 binding; calcium ion binding; phospholipid binding
Source: RefSeq, a predicted model, not a curated record